AUGAUCCGUGAAAUAAUAGUUUUAUUUUUGCUUAUCACUUUACUGUUAUGUGAAGUAAAUGGCGGCCGCAGUAAAAGUAGUCGGAAGAAGGGAAAAUCACAUACAGACAGCAAUGAAAAGGAAGCCGAAGCUUCAGGAGAUGUGAAGCUAAAGCACGACGAUGAUGAAAAACGGAAAGAGGAAAAACACGGUAUCAUUACUGACAAUUUCAUUUUGAGUUGCUGUCUGGUGAAACUAUCAGUGCCAGAAAAAGAUUUUGCACUUCGGCGCGACCGUAAAGGUAAAACAGGUAAGAAAAGUGGCAGCAGCAGUAGCAGUAGCAGCGAGGAAGAUGACGAACGUAAGGACGCAAAAAAGAAUGACACUAAAAGUGAUGCGGGCGAUAAAGCUAAACAGCGGGUGAAGAGAACGCAAACUGUUGAACGACUUCAAGAAAGAAUGGACAAGGAAGAACGACCGCGACUGCCGCGCAGCUAUGUACAAGAAGGCGAGCCGGUAAGACCCUUUUCCCGUUUCAUUAAGAUAUGA
Gongylonema pulchrum is the source of this 528-nucleotide messenger RNA. Lineage: Eukaryota; Metazoa; Nematoda; Chromadorea; Rhabditida; Gongylonematidae. The record is from the annotation of a GenBank genome assembly.